Strongylus vulgaris is the source of this 527-nucleotide messenger RNA. The record is from the annotation of a GenBank genome assembly. Lineage: Eukaryota; Metazoa; Nematoda; Chromadorea; Rhabditida; Strongylidae.
AUGGGAUUAGACUGGCGCGGCCAGAUUGUUAUUGUUCAUUCUGCCCGCAUUUUUGUUGUGCUGGGCUUUUACAUGGAAUUGCUAGCAUUUCUCGUAACCUUAGAAUAUAUAGGGAGAAGAGAUCUCCACCAAAAAGUUUUCCGGCAAAUCCUGGCUCCAAUUAGCCGCCGCAGUUACGACCCGAUCGAGAUUUGGUCUUGCGCCACAGGGCGCGAAUUGCAACUCGAUACUGCAACCGUGGAGGCGUCAUCGUUCACUAUGCGAAUAGGUGAUCUGAAACGAGCCGUUGAAGAUGUGAUACUCAGGCCUGAUCAGAAUACAUUGAACGACAUCGAUAAACGCGAUACAAUAGCUGCAUUGGAUUUAUGCCAGCCAGAACCAUCGCCACCACUGCCAACAUGUACACCAUCUGCUGCAUCAAUGAACGCCUGUUCAUGUUCCAGUGAAACUGUGCCAGUGGAUGUACCACGUCCACCGCCUCCACUUUGCACAAGCACAAGCCUUGAUACUAUAGUGAGCAUUUAGUU